Messenger RNA from Stegodyphus dumicola, 477 nucleotides. RefSeq lists its product as uncharacterized. Lineage: Eukaryota; Metazoa; Arthropoda; Arachnida; Araneae; Eresidae. The record is from RefSeq and is a predicted model, not a curated record.
AUGCUAGUAAAAGAGCCUAUGCAGCAUGUCCCAUGUCCAUUUUUAAGAGCUGAAACCAUCGAAGGUGUAAAGGUUCAGUUAGUAAGCGAGAAAAGUCGAAUAGUCCCAAUUAAAGAAAUUACGAUUCCACAUCUUGAACUUCUCUCCUGUAUAAUAGGUGCCAGGUUCGCCAAAACAAUUCUAUCAGAUUUGAAGAUCAGAUUAUCAGAUUUGAAGAAUUGUAGAAUAGUGUUCUGGAGUGAUUCUCCUACAGCUUGGCGGUGGAUAAGAAGAGAUCAAGCAUGGGGUACGUUUGUUCACACUCAAGUACAAGAAAUAAGAUCGCUUACCGGAAUAUCUGACAGGAGGCAUGUACCUGGAAGUUUAAAUCCAGCGGAUCUCCCAUCGAGAGGAUGUACUAUUGAGCAAUUAGAGAAAUCGUCAUGGUGGGAGGUCCCUCGUGGCUUUUACCUACCAGAAGAUGAAAAGCCCACGUAG